CACAACAGUACCGAAACAAGAGUAACCCACGCUUGCUACAAUCCACGUCAGUUUCAUUGAAUUGAAAACUGACCUUGAACGAAUCAAGGUACAAGCUUCCUCUUAUUGAGAAACUGUCGAUAUGGAUCCUGAAUGCCCACCACCAGGAUAUGACGGAAUGAGUUCGACGGUAGGACUUUUGCAGCAAUCGCGAAACCGGACUGGAUGGCCUCUGGGCAAUAUCACAGUCGACUGGCCAUAUUGCACAGUCAACAGUCAUACCACAUAUUGGACGAGUGACGAUCAAGACCGAACGCAACCCACAAAGGCGAUGUUGGAACGCAUUCGUCUUCGGCAAGAUCUAGAGAACUUCGACAAACAACUGGAAAAGAUCACCAUUUCCAAGCAAAAAACUUGGAUCGAGCGAUUGAGACUACACACCAAGAUCAUAUUUCAGCACAUGUGCAAGCCCACUACAGACGAAAAUGCCGUGUCCACAUUUGCGAUGCUUGCUAUUGUGUUGUAUUUUCGGAACACGGAAAGUCGUGGAUCGUCGAUUGCAAAGGGUCCCGAAUUCGAAGAUUUAGUGAAGCAACAAGUUGAUAUGAAUGUUGUGUCUUGCUGCUUCGAAUCACGUUUCGUUGGAAGUUUAUCUCUAGCUGAGUCAAUGCAGAAUACACCGUCAAUUAUACAAGUGGACUUCAUAUCAUUCAAAGAUCAAUGGCUUGAAUGUACGUUGCAAAAGGGUAUAACAAUCACCCAAGAAAAUGGACAACCAUUCAACACCAUCUCAGCAUACAGCCCAACAUCAUUCAUCAAAAUCAUCAAAGAGAAAGCCGACAACAACGCCAAAAUGUGCCACGAGGAAGUCACAAUCUACAAAUGUGGACACGAAGAAACGACAGGGUUUUCCGAAUGCCCAAACGGUAAAAGUAUGGAGAUUCCAUGCUACGAGCCACCAAAGAAGACCCGAGUGAAUAGGAAUUGCUCAUCGCAGAAGUGCAAAGACCAAAGAAGGGGAGAGGCACUGGACAAGGCAUCGAAGAAGAAGUACUCGUGGUAG
Mollisia scopiformis is the source of this 1042-nucleotide messenger RNA. RefSeq lists its product as uncharacterized. The record is from RefSeq and is a predicted model, not a curated record. The transcript has 5 exons. The coding region runs from base 122 to 1042 and encodes 306 amino acids. NCBI's taxonomy places the organism in Eukaryota, Fungi, Ascomycota, Leotiomycetes, Helotiales, Mollisiaceae.